Molecule: messenger RNA, 1051 nt
Organism: Lactuca virosa
Lineage: Eukaryota; Viridiplantae; Streptophyta; Magnoliopsida; Asterales; Asteraceae
Source: the annotation of a GenBank genome assembly
AAAAGAACAAACGAUAACACCAACCUACACGUUAGACAUGCAUAAGCUUCUUUCAAACUGGUCUUCUAACAUUAAAUCCUUGCCAGAAAGUUACAUUUUUCCUGCUGAAUCAAGGCCUGGAAAUGCUAUGGUGCCUUUUUGCAACACUAUCCCUGUGAUCGACCUCCACACUAGUCGACACCAUGCAGUUCAACAAGUUUUAGAAGCUUGUCAUGACUUUGGAUUCUUUCAGGUGAUCAACCAUGGAGUUGAUGAAAAUCUGCUGAUUGACACAAUGAUAGUUGUCAAGGAGUUUUUUGACAUGCCAAAUGAGGAAAAAGCGGAUCUUUUCUCAGAAGACGCAAACAAAAAAUGUAGGCUAUGUACCAGUACUUACGACUACGACAUUGAAAAAAUUCAUUUGUGGCGAGAUAAUCUACACCACCAAUGUCAUCCUGUUGAUGACUUCAUUCAUCUGUGGCCUCAAAAGCCAGCUAGAUAUCGAGAUGUUAUUAUGAAAUAUUCACUUCAAAUGGGUAACUUGUCAACAAGGAUUCUCGAGCUAAUAGGUGAAGGGCUUGGGCUUGGGCCUGGUUAUUUCGGAGACGGGCUCACUGGGACCCAAAUUUUUUCAGCGAAUCACUACCCAGCAUGUCCUAACCCAAAUUUGGCAUUAGGCCUACCCAAACAUCGUGAUCCUACUCUCAUAACAUUUCUUCUACAAGAUGCAAUAUAUGGGCUUCAAGUGUACAGAAAUGGAGAAUGGUUUGGUGUUAAGCCCACUCCCAAAAGCUUUAUUGUUAUCCUUGGUCAACAAAUACAGGUUAUUAGCAACGGGAAGCUAACAAGUCCAGCACAUAGAGUGGUAACAAACUCAUCCAAUCAUCGAAUAUCAAUUGUCUUCUCAAUCAAUCCAAAACCAGAUAGUAUCGUAAAACCUGCAAAAAUUCUCGUUGACGAUUCUAAUCCUCCGCUCUACCAAUCAUUUCAAUCUAAAACUUUUCGUAAAACCUAUCGAGAGAAGGGAGAUUAUGGUGAAGGUUCGUUAGACGAUUAUAAGGUCAAAGCAUGA